UCACACAGUUGCUUUCAUUUCCUCAGCUGGAAACUGUGUUCAUAAUUCCCACAAGCUAAACGAAGCAAGGAAGGAAAGAAAAUCAGAGGGCGGGAGUUCAGAGACGGGGCUCCACGCCUUAGCCAAUGGACGUGAGUGGUGCUGAUACAGACGGCCACGAAUUCAAGAAUGCAGAAGAGAUGUGGAUGGAGCAGGUUGGAAACCCCACCAAGCGCACCCAAUGGUAUCGCGAAGGCUUAGGGUACUGGCAAGGUUUAGACGCAUCGGUAGACGGCGUCUUGGGCGGCUAUGGCUAUGUUAAUGACACUGAUAUCAUGGGCAGUGAAGUCUUUCUCAAAUCCAUUUUGGCCGAACGUUUCCCUUUUGCUGGGAAAGACCGCCCCCUUGUGGCUCUUGAUUGUGGUUCUGGUAUUGGAAGAGUCACGAAGAAUCUUCUUAUCAGAUAUUUCAACGAGGUUGAUCUUGUUGAACCUGUAUCACAUUUUCUAGAGGCUGCCCGUCAAAGCUUGGCUCCAGAAAGUAAUGGUGCCUCUGAUAUUCACAAACCCGCUAACUUCUUUUGUGUGCCUCUACAGGAAUUCACGCCAGAUGCAGGCAGAUAUGAUGUUAUUUGGGUUCAGUGGUGUAUCGGGCAUCUCACUGAUGACGACUUUAUCUCAUUCUUUAGAAGAGCCAAGUUGGGUCUAAAAGCUGGUGGAAUUUUCAUUCUUAAGGAAAACAUUGCAAAAUCUGGAUUUAUAUUAGAUAAAGAAGAUAGAAGCAUCACAAGAUCGGAUGUAUACUAUAAAGAUCUAUUCCACCACUGCGGACUCUACGCAUAUAAAUCAAGGGACCAAACGGGAUUUCCCCAAGAACUAUUUCCUGUGAAGAUGUAUGCAUUAACUACAGAGGCGCCCAACAGGAUUUCUCGCACCAAAAGAGAACAAACCAAGCCACUUAACGUGCAAAUCCGUACUAGAAUGAACUGGAAACAUGGAGCUUCUCGUUUUUCAUGCAUGCAAGGGAAUGCCACUGCUGCUGCCAUCUAUCCCAAACCCCUUUCCCGUUGGCAUCUUAAAGCACUGUGCAUUACAUAGUAGUGCCUUGUUGCUGAAAGUUUCCAUCCUUCAUAUCUUUUUAUGUUAAUGAACAGAUUUGAUACACUGAUACUUUAUUUAUCAGAGUUCUGAUAUGGGCGACCGCUGCCCUACAAGUUCGAC
Messenger RNA from Cucurbita pepo subsp. pepo (vegetable marrow), 1199 nucleotides. Its product is annotated as alpha N-terminal protein methyltransferase 1. The record is from RefSeq and is a predicted model, not a curated record. NCBI's taxonomy places the organism in Eukaryota, Viridiplantae, Streptophyta, Magnoliopsida, Cucurbitales, Cucurbitaceae. Gene Ontology annotation, molecular function: methyltransferase activity. Gene Ontology annotation, biological process: N-terminal protein amino acid methylation. Gene Ontology annotation, cellular component: cytoplasm.